Diceros bicornis minor is the source of this 3933-nucleotide messenger RNA. RefSeq names its product peroxisomal succinyl-coenzyme A thioesterase-like. Gene Ontology annotation, molecular function: fatty acyl-CoA hydrolase activity. Bases 1606 to 2871 code for a protein of 421 amino acids. NCBI's taxonomy places the organism in Eukaryota, Metazoa, Chordata, Mammalia, Perissodactyla, Rhinocerotidae. The transcript has 4 exons. Gene Ontology annotation, cellular component: peroxisome. Gene Ontology annotation, biological process: acyl-CoA metabolic process; fatty acid metabolic process. The record is from RefSeq and is a predicted model, not a curated record.
UAUAUUACCAAAGCUUUGACUGGAAUAUCAUAUUUGAGAAAAACAUGUAUACACUCAGAUAUGACCAAACAGCUUUUGACAGACCAGGAUUGGACUUUAUGGAAUAAAGCCACUUGGAAAUAUUGGCCUGAUACCUUGUUUACAAAAGUUCCAAGGAAUUUUAUGCAGGUCUAACUUUGGGAGCCCAGCUGCAUCACCGCCUUCUAAAACGAACUUAACUGAUCUGUCAUCAGGACUAAGAAAUGUGUUCAGUGAGAUGGAACAAUAUACCACUCAGCUUCUGGACUAUGCAACUUCUUUAAGUUUCAAAAGGACCAUGAGAUGAUAGCAUCAAAAUUGCUGAAGAUUCUUUUCUAAGGAGUCAACCCUUGGACCCACCACACGUGGGUAAAAAAGGCGCCCACGCCUGCACAUCAAGAGAGAUCGUCACAGACAAUUGAUGACUCCAAGUUUUCCUGCAAAACACUCUCUGAUUUGAAACUCUUGUUUCGGUGACACCAUGCAGAUAAGUAAUGACCGGCUAUCCACCCCAGGCUCUGCCCUGGAUCCUAACCAACCCCAUACCAUUUAGGCACAGUAUGCUUACAAGCAGGUUGCAUGUUCCUGGGCAGCAAGACUAGGUCCAUCAGAGAAAUGGGCAACCCAGUAGCUAGACUAUGAAGAGCUAGUGGAAUCCGGGGGGGUGGGAGUAUGCCCAGAUCCUAAACACGUUGAGGCUAUAAUACUACAAAUGGUUGUUACGAACAAUUUGGGGCUAUGCCUCUGGUGACCCACAAACCUAUUUACAGAUUAGCUGUAAAUUCUGCCCUUUACCAGUCCAUAUGACAACGCCCAUGCUCAGCAGGAAGCAGUUACAGAAGCGGGACCUUUGACCUGGGCCCCUCAAGAAUGAGGAACAGGAUAAAACUAGAGGGGGUUUUGUCACGACUAGUGGUCCAGGAACUCAAGGGUGGUUUUGGAAGCAUUUAACUGUUUUUCCAAGUUGUUUUUUAUGUUAAGGAGACACAACCAGCAACCACCCUGAAGCUAACCAAGCCUCCCUACAAGAGCUAUGCCCAUGACCUUGCCUUAUCUUUAAGAAGAUCUCUUCAGGAGGAGAUUAAGCCUCAUUACCAUAAUCUGCAGUAUACCUGCAUCUCCUUUUCAAUAUUCAUUCCCCAACCGAAAUAAAAUUUCCUGCUUCCCUUUGGGGACACCAUGACUUUGGAAAUGAUUCCUCAUGGCCUCCUAUUUGCUGCAAAUACACUUUACUUUGUGAGACAACUUCCGCUGGUAUAGAGUCUUAUUUAACUCACCAGGGGGCAGGCCCACUUGGUUGGGUAUUAGUUGCAGGUAGAGAAGCUUCCCAACUGCCAGCUCAGUGCCACAGCCGGAACCUCAGCACGCCCCCGCGUGCCCCAAGCCAGAACCAUAGGGGAUUUUACCUCAUGGGUCUGAGGCGCAAAGACGCCUCAUGAGGCUGCUCAGCCACCCAUCGCUCCGUGCGGGAACACGUGACCCUGUCCGGCCUCAGGGCGCCCUCCCCACGGCCUAGGACUGGGGACUGACGGACUUAGACCCGCGACUUCGCUGCUUGGGGCCGGAACCCAGCAGCGUGCAGCUGGAAUGGGGGCGACCGUCAUCCUGGAGCCCGCGGGCCCCUGCCGCUGGGACGAGCCCGUGCGCAUCGCCGUGCGCGGCCUGACCGCAGGACAGCUGGUCACGCUGCGCGCGUCCCUGCGCGACGACAAGGGCGCGCUCUUCCGGGCCCACGCGCGCUACCGCGCCGACGCCGAGGGCCAGCUCGACCUGGAGCGCGCGCCCGCGCUGGGCGGCAGCUUCGCGGGGCUCGAGCCCAUGGGGCUCCUCUGGGCCCUGGAGCCCGAGAAGACUUUGUGGCGGUUUCUGAAGCGGGACGUGCAGACGCCCUUGGCCGUGGAGCUGGAGGUGCUCGAUGGCCACGAGCCCGAGGGCGGGCGGCUCCUGGGCCGGGCGGUGCACGAGCGCGACUUCCUGGGGCCCGGGGUGCGGCGGGAGCCGGUGCGCGCGGGCCGGGUGCGCGCCACGCUCUUCCUGCCGCCAGGACCUGGCCCUUUCCCAGGAAUCAUUGACAUCUUUGGUGUUGGAGGGGGCCUGUUGGAGUAUCGAGCCAGCCUUCUGGCCGGCCAUGGCUUUGCCACGUUGGCUCUGGCUUAUUAUGACUUUGAAGAUCUCCCCAAGAAACUGGAGGGCAUACACCUGGACUACUUUGAAGAAGCCCUGUGCUACAUGCUGCAACACCCCCAGGUUAAAGGCCCAGGCAUUGGGCUUCUGGGUAUUUCUGUAGGGGCAGAUAUUUGUCUCUCCAUGGCCUCAUUUUUGAAGAACGUCUCAGCCACAGUUUCCAUCAAUGGAUCUGGGGUCUGUGGAAACACAGAUGUAUGCUACAAGCAAACUUGCAUCCCAGCAUUGGGACUUGAUCUGAGGAGAAUCAAGGUAGCUUUCUCAGGCCUCCUGGACAUUGUGGAUAUGCGGAAUGAUGUUGUAGGAGGGUGUGAGAACCCCAGCGUGAUUCCAAUAGAGAAGGCCCAGGGGCCCAUCCUCUUCAUCGUUGGUCAGGAUGACCGUAACUGGAGGAGUGAGUUCUAUGCCCAAAUUGCCUCUGAACGCUUACAGGCCCAUGGAAAGGAAAAACCCCAGAUCAUCUCUUACCCUGGGACUGGGCAUAACAUCGAGCCUCCUUACUUCCCGCUGUGCCCAGCUUCCCUGCACAAAUUAGUGAACAAACCUGUGCUCUGGGGUGGAGAGCCCAGGGCUCAUUCUAAGGCCCAGGUAGAUGCUUGGAACCAAAUUCUAACCUUCUUCUGCAAAUAUCUUGGAGGUACCCAGAAGAGAGCUUCCCCCAAAUUGUAAUGCAUUGGUCUGUUGUUGACAUGAGAGAUUCAAGGUGAGAUUCUAGUGUUUAAUAAUCUUAUGUGAAUCAUUUGUCCCCUGAAUAACGUUAAAUUCAUGUCAUUGGUAUUAAUGAUGUAUUUUAGGUAACUUUUGGCAAUAAGUAAUUUUUCAUAGUUUUACUAUUAUGACAGGCCUAUUGUAGAAGAUUCAAUUAAAGGUAUACAACACAAAAAGUAAAAAGCAUCCCUGCUGUUAAAAUUUGUGUUUUCUUCUAGAUUCUUUUACUUGAAACUUUCAGCCAUAGAAGAAAUUUAAAGCUGAACAAAUACUGGGUUAAUGGUCCAUCACUGGGGAGAAUGUCCAUCCAAUGUUUGCUACUGGUUCAACUACUGAUAGCAGGGUAGAAUUUUUGUUGGGCAAAAGUAUACAGAAAGGUGUUGAUAUAAGGAAAGCCAAAAUGACCUUUGUCUUGUGGAGAUCAGAGAAGAAUCCUCUGGGAGGAGUAGUUAGGGUAAAGAAAGAGGUAUCUGUCUCUAGAAUAGUUAAGUCUAAACUCUGUCCCAAAGGUGAGUGACUAUGACCUAUUUUCCCUCUUGCUCCUGGAUCUAAGAAUAGACUUUGGAAAAUCAUAGUGUGACAUCCUUUGAGGCAUCAUUCCUCACUUUCCUUGACAUGAGGGCUACAAAGCAUUGUGUAAGUAUAUUUGAAGAGAUAAUAGCUGAGAAUUUUCCAAAACUGACAAAGACAUCAAGAAACAUUUUCAAGAAGCACACUGUCUUAAUCAGCUCGGGCUGCUACAACAAAAUACCAUAGCCUCACUGGCUUAAACAAUAGACAUUUAUUUCUCACAGUUCUGCAAGCUGGGAAGUCCGAGACCAGGUUCCAACAGAUUCAGUUCCUCUUGAGCACCAUUUCCUGGCUUACAGACAGUGUCUUCUCCCUAUGUCCUCAAAUGGGAGAGGAAGAGAGAGCUCUCAUAUCUCUUCUUUUUCUUAUAAAGACACUAAUCAGCCCUGGGGCCCUCACUCUCAUGACCGCAUUUAAACCUAAUUACCUCCUAAAGGUGCCACCUUCAAUAAC